This is a messenger RNA of Neurospora hispaniola, 563 nucleotides long. RefSeq lists its product as uncharacterized. The record is from RefSeq and is a predicted model, not a curated record. Bases 154 to 477 code for a protein of 107 amino acids. The transcript has a single exon. NCBI's taxonomy places the organism in Eukaryota, Fungi, Ascomycota, Sordariomycetes, Sordariales, Sordariaceae.
CUACGCAAGCGACUCAAGGGUUUCAAAACAGUUCAUUGGGUGGAUCGGACAAUUUGCUUAGGGGUUUCGGCAAUACGGAGCAAGGCAGCAUUUGCAAAAGGCGUAUCAACAGACAAAGGGAACAACAAGCAAAUGGAGGGGUAGCUCGCCGUGAUGACUUUUCAUCAAGCACCGCAGCACAAGAGCAAACCUUGUUCACUUCUCUCUCUCUCUUUCUCUCCUAGAGCUAGAGAGAGAGUUAUCUUUCAUUACCAGUCAUUCCAAUUGGCGGCAAGGAGUUUAUGGUGCACGUUGGUGGGUUGUGUGGCUUGGCUUCGCAUUUUCAGGGAGAGAUUGGGCUUCGUUGGCUUUUUGGCUUAUACAGGUGUUGGAUUUUGGACGGGUAUUGGUCGGUUGGUAACCUGGGUUUGGGGGUGUUGGUUGGCUUUUUUUUGUUCUGAAUGCAUUGCAUGGCUACUUUACCUUGCUUAUCCUUGAAGGAUGGUCAAUGUCAGCAAGCCCGAACGGGGUCUUUUUACCUCGCCGUCUUCGCCUUUUCCAGGGUCUCACGCAGGUUGGGGGGA